This is a messenger RNA of Microbotryum saponariae, 4524 nucleotides long. NCBI's taxonomy places the organism in Eukaryota, Fungi, Basidiomycota, Microbotryomycetes, Microbotryales, Microbotryaceae. The record is from the annotation of a GenBank genome assembly.
AUGAGCGCAUCAUCGCUCUCAGACUGCCUCCAGGCCCUCCUCUCCAGGCUCCCCCACCCAGAUCACACAGGAUCCACCUCCGAUCGCCACAAGGCCAUCAACAGGGCGAACAAAGUACCUCGCUCGUCACUGACAGCUCGAUCUCGACUGGGUUCAUCUUGCAUCGUCGGCGUUCCUUGGCCAGCCGCUCCCGGACCGGACCGCCAUCGGCUCCUUUCCGACGUCAUCUAUCAGCCCCGGUCUCACACUUUUAUUGGAGCACGGCGCUUCUUACCCCCCCUACAUCUGAUUGGUUUCUUAUAAAGCAAGGACUACUACCACCAUGUGAGUGCACUACGUCCACAGGGCCUUGCCGUCACCGCCGCCUUCCCCCGCUGCGGCCCCCACUCCGCUCUACUCGGUCCCCAGGCCAAGCCGUUCGCUGAGCUGACAACCUCCCGCCUCACUCCAUAGGUCAUUCUUCGGCGGAAAUCGCGACCGCGAUGCCGACAGCUACGACCGUGACCGUGACCGUGACCGUGACCGUGACCGUGAUCGCGACGGUGGCGCAUCCCGCUCGGCGCAUGUGCCGACUCGACCGGUCGAUCGCGACAAGGCCGAGCAGGAGCUGAGCGCCAACAUCAAGAAGGCGACCAGUACCGAGGAGGCCGCUCCCAAGCAGAAACAUGUUCGGAGUAAGCUGCUUCUCCUUCUGAACGUGGGUUGUGCUAGGCGGAGGCGAUGCCGGCGUGUAGAGCGCAGCCGGGAUCGUCGUCGGCGUCAGGGAUUCCGGACGUGGCGGUGAAGGCCAGCCAGUCCCGGUCAUGGCAGACCGACCCCGGCUGCGCAGUUUCAUCACCGAGUCCUUUUGUAUGGCCUGAGCGAGGUGAAUGUGAUUCAUCUCAGCUACAUGAAUCGCACCCUACAUCUUAGUCGAGUUCCCUUUUCGACUCAUCGCUGACCAACGCCUCCCCCACUCCUCGCCUCCGUACUCAGAAUGCAUCGUCUACACUUGGGACCAUCGCUCAUCGGCUUCGAUCUGGAGUGGAUUGCGCGUGCUCCCCAUCCUCUCGGACGAGGUGCAGACCUUUAAAGCGCUCAUCACCGUCCACAAGGUCCUUCAAGAGGGUCAUCCCGUCGUACGUCUCCACCUGGGGAUUACCUUGACCGCAGUGUCAGAUCUGAGCUCACGAGCUUAGGAUCUUCCCGCAGACUCUUAAAGAAGCACAUAACCAAACCUCUUGGCUCGAGACGUGUGCUCGAACCGUUGGAGGAGACGUAUCACGAGGUCAGUCAUCUCCAGCAAAGCUCGGAGUGAUGUGGCCCGCUAACCGAUUCUGGGUUUCUUUCACAUAGGCUACGGCGCUCUGAUUCGCGCAUACGUCAAUCUGAUCCUGGCCAAGCUCAAGUUCCAUCGCCAGCACCGCGACUUCAACGGUCUCUUUGAAUAUGAAGAGUACAUCUCGCUACGAGGAGUCGAUGACCCGAACGAAGGGUGAGCACUUUCAGGAGACUUCACAACGAUGAGUGAAGACGAUGCAUUGACGACUCUCUCCCUGCAGUUUCGAGACCAUCAUGGACUUGAUGAACCUCCAGGACGUGAUUGACUCGUUCCAAAAACUCAUCUUUGCCCACUUCCGUGGCUCGGCCAACAACGAGUGCCGCAUCGCUGCGCUCGUGCCCCAGGUCAAGGAGUCGUACGGCAUCUACCGUUUCGUCACGAGCAUGUUGAGGGCCAUGUACCGACGUAAGCCCUAUUACGAGAGGAAGAACUUGUAUGAACCGCCCAGCUAAGCGAUUUCUGGUAUGAUGGUCGUACAGGCACCGACUCGGGUGAUGCAUUGGAGUCGCUCAAGGAACGCUACGAGGCCCAACACUACGCCCUGCGCAAGUUCUACUACGAGUGCUCGAACCUCAAAUAUCUCACCGGUCUGAUAAACGUACCCAAACUGCCGCAAGAGCCUCCGAACUUGCUCGACAACGGCGAUGCCCCCAAUCUGCCUCGACGACCGCCGGUUUCGGAGCCCCCAAGCGCCCCUUCGCCUGCGCCCCGCGAAGACGUCGAAGGGCAGCGACGUGCCUUGGCGGAAUACGAAGCCAAACAGGCUGCUUUAGUAGCAUCGCGGGAGGCCGAGGCACGACGACUCGCGGACGAACAAGCACGUCAAGAGCGCGAAUUCCAAGAGCAGCAACGACUGCAAGCACAGCGCGAACGAGAGGCGCAGGAGGCAUUGGCAGCACAGCAAGCCCAGAUGCAGUAUGGCAUGAACCAGGGUCGAAUCGCCGAGCUUGAGAGGGAGAUCUUGGGGAUGCGUGGACAGUGGGAACGGGAUCAGAUGAUGCUCGAGCGUUACGACCAUCGCGUCAAGGCGCUCGAAGGCGAGUUGAUGAACGUCAGCACAUCGAUCCAACAGCAACUCGCAUCCAAGGAUCAAAUGAUGAACGAGUUGCAGAACCAAGUUACGCUGUGGAGGAACAAAUACGAGGCCCUCGCCAAGCUGUACUCGCAGCUGCGCAACGAGCACCUCGAGAUGCUCGGCAAGUACAAAUCGAUGCAGCUCAAGGCCAACUCGGCGCAAGAGGCGAUCGACAAGAUGGAACGUAUGGAACGUGACGUCAAGGCCAAGAAUUUGGAACUGGCUGAUAUGAUUCGAGAACGUGAUCGAGCUCGAUUCGAGGUCGAUCGGAUGAAAUCGGUACGUGACCUCAUGCAGGCCGAUCAGAUGUUGUCUGCGCUAUGGGCCAUCUAAUCUUGAACUGGGUUUUUUCACAAAACAGAGCUCAAAGGAGGAGCUGGAGCGACUGCGCCGAGACUUGCGAUUCGCCGAGGAGCGUGCCGAGGAUGCGAGUCGAUCCAAGGGCUCCGAGGUGUCGACCUUGCUCAGCAAGUACAACCGACAACUCGAAGAGCUCGAAAGCUCGCUGCAGGCGAAGCAGCUGCAGAUCGACAGCUUGCUGGGCAAGCUCGACGAGAAGGAAGGCGAGGCGCAACGCAUUCGGGACGAGAAAGACGAAGAGAUUAUGAUCAUGCAAGAAGGGAUGGACGCGACGAUCCGACAAAUGUCCGACUUGCAGAUGACAGCGGGUGAGAACGACUUGGCGGUCAACGCCACGAUCGACAAUCUCGUGCUCGAUCAGGAGACGAAGUUCAACGAGAUCAUCGACUCGAUCCUCGCCGCGGGCGGGCAGAAGAUCGACGACGCGUUGUACGAACUCGAAUCGACCUUGCACGAUGGGAACCAGAACUCGACGCCCGAGUACACGCUGUCGAUGAUCGAAAAAGCAACGACAAGUGCGACCGAGUUUGCCACCGUUUUUACGCUCUACCUCUCUCGCGAGCGCGGAGGUGAACACGUCGAGGUCAUCAAGACAGCGAACAACUUUGCCCAGUCUAUCGCUGAGGUCCUGUCGAAUGCCAAAGGACUGGAAAGGAUCUGCCCCGACGAUGCUGCCAUCGAUGGCCUCAUGAAGAUUGGCAAGCUGCCUGGUGAGGCGGGUCUACGAUUCUUCACCGCUCUGCAGUCGUAUCGCCUCUCAGGACAAGCCCCUUCGGCCCGAAAAGAAGUGGUCAUCCGCAACAACAUGGAGACGCGUGCUGCCCUGCAAAAGCUCACCUCGACCGUCGAAUCCCUGGUACCCAAGCACGCUGCGCUCAAGGCGACCGGUGACUUGGGCGACUUGGUCGAAUCGGAGAUGCAAGCUGCCGCUAGGGCCAUCGAGGCUGCGACACAACGAUUGCAGGACAUCAUGUCGCGACCCAAGGAUUCGCGUACCAGCGCGACCGACCUGCAAGUCAACGAUGCGAUCCUCGCUUCGGCUCUGGCCAUCACGAACGCCAUCAGACGCUUGAUCAAAGCUGCCACCGCAUCGCAACAGGAGAUCGUCGCUGCCGGCAAGGGCUCGAGCACUUCGCAGGCGUUCUACAAGCGCAACAACCGAUGGACCGAAGGACUCAUCUCCGCUGCCAAGGCCGUAGCCAUGGCUACGACGCUCUUGAUCGAGACCGCCGACGGGGUCAUCAACAAGACCAAGACGCUCGAACAACUCAUCGUUGCGGCGAACGAAGUCUCGGCCUCGACGGCGCAACUCGUCCAAGCCUCGCGCGUCAAGGCCGAGCUCAUGUCGUCGACGCAAGAGAAGUUGGAGUUGGCCGCAAGAGCCGUCACGGAGGCGUGCCGAGCGUUGGUCCGCCAGGUCAAGGCCAUCACGGCCGAACAGCUCAAGCGCGACGAGAGCGACGUCAACCCGGACCUGAUGAACGCGUUCGAGUUCAAGCAGGCCGAAAUGGAGAAGCAGGUCGAGAUUCUCACGCUUGAGAAGCAGUUGGUCGAAGGUCAGAAUUUGGAAAUCGUCGUGGUUCGCCUUGUGAUGUCAGAACUGACUGGAACUUGUUAUACACGUGUACAGCUCGGAGAAUGCUCGCCAUCUACCGGCGAUCGGCGUACCAUGCCGAAGACGUGAGUGGUUUUUGAACUACCGCAAUGCUAUCGAGUCGGCUUGCUGAUUUCUGCUUCGGUUGUUUUCUUUCCACAGGGCGAUGUGUGA